AGUUAUUGUGUAUAUAUAAUUGACAUAUGGGUAUGUGUGUAUUAAUGUAUACACAUUGUUGAAGUGGUGUAGAAUUAAGGGGAGGCUAAGGAGGAAACAACACAAGAAUAGUGGGGGGGACAAGGGGGAUCAGAUAAAGCAGUUGACCCUCGCCCCUUCAAUGACCCGGGAGAUAUCGUUCCACUAAAUUCACUGACGCACCUCCCAGUCGAAUGUGUAGCCUCCUCUACUGUACAUCAUACCGAUCGCUAUUUGUUACUAUGUUCGUCCACUAUAAACACAUGUCAAAACAGGAUAUGCAGCUUUGGAAAUUCCUAGUUGUUUUUUUUUGUUUCAUCAAAAUAAGCCAAUGCGAUGUACAAAAUUCUACCGGAAAAAAUGAUACCGCUGCGCAAAUAGCGCUUGGUGAGAAACGACUUGGGGAUCAUAUUCGCGCAAUCUUAAAGCAUUAUCAGCAAGAUGAUCCAAUAGGAAUACCUGGGGCACCAAUACCAGAUCCCAUGCCAGUACCUGAUAUGAAGCAUUCGUUCUCCAUAUAUACCAUGAACUUCAAGCAAGUGAACGUUUAUGGUCUCUCUAAAUUCCGAAUAGUAAACGCAGAAUCAGAGCUGGCACUGAUGCAAGUUUCGGUGACUUUGAGUAUCAAAAACUUGGAUAUAAACGGAUUUUAUACCCUAUCCGCCUGGCUUUCACGAUCAGCCGGUAACUUCACUGUGAAACUAACAGAAGUGAAUGUAAAAGGAAUUGCUAGACUCGAAGUUACCAAUGAAGGUAAACUGCAAGCACAAAACAUCGACAUGGAUUUGACAUUCGAAAAAAUAGACAUAAAUUUCAAAAAUUUGGGCUUUCUUGGUUCCAUGUUCCAAAGCGCGAUCAAUUCUAUAGGCACCUUCAUUUUCGACAGUAUUAAGCCCUUCAUAUUGAAGGAAGUAAAUACUAACAUACGGGGUGAAAUUAACAAACAAAUCUCGCAACUGCCGCAAUAUUUCCCGAAUUCUAUAUCGCCUUUUGAUAUGGCAAUAGCUGAAGCUCGUAAACAAGUAUCACAAAUGGGCUAUGAUCCGUACAGGGUAAAAGAUUAUAGUCAAACUGUCGGUAUAUUUACGGUAACGUCGACUCAUACUUGGGUCACUGGCCUGGCAAGUUUUUACCGAAUGGGAAACGUUACGUUAAGCAUGGAGAAUAGAACAGUAUACAUCACAGUUGAUAUUGGCACCCAGGAAAUCGAGGGAAAGACUCAUUGGGAAAUAAGUGUGAUUGGUGGUUUCUUAUCUAGGGCUGGUACGGUUUCCUUUACUGUACAAUAUUGUAGGGUUCAACUAAAAUUGAGCCAACCCAUGGAUACUCGGAAGAAACCAGGUAUGGAACAACUUGACCUUGAAUUAGGUAAUAUACAAGCAAGAUUUCAUGGAGCUGGUACAAUCGAUUAUUUGAUUGAGGCAAGCGUUAACAUACUACCAAAUCUUUUAAGGUAUCAGAUAAUGGAUGCUAUAGAAGGACCGCUUAGAAGACGUAUACAAGCUGAAAUAAAUAAAGUGAACGUUGAACAACUGAUUCAUGAUAAAAUUCCUGAUAUAGAAGAACAGGCUAGACAUAUUCAAGGUAUGAUUCCUAUGGAGGAAACAAUUCUGAAAGAGAUAAUACCACCUCUGGAUCAGGAUGAACGACCAUUUUCAGAAAGCGAAGAAAAUCGAGGUCCUUCCUAAAUAUUGAACAAUUAUAAAAUACGCAAAUAUUUAAUUACUUGACAUCUAGAUUUAGAUUUUUUUUUAUCGAUACCAAAGUUAUAGCAAAAAUAUACAAAGAUCGCGAUAAAUACACUGCG
Molecule: messenger RNA, 1825 nt
Organism: Eufriesea mexicana
Lineage: Eukaryota; Metazoa; Arthropoda; Insecta; Hymenoptera; Apidae
Exons: 6
Coding region: 213-1706 (497 amino acids)
Molecular function (GO): lipid binding
Source: RefSeq, a predicted model, not a curated record